UUGAGUUAAAACGCUGAACAUUCCCGGCCCCAAAGGAACUAUAGUGUACGCAAGGACCUUGGCAAGAAAAAAAAGCGACGGAACACCACGGACAUGAUCCAAAUCUGCCGGACCUUUGAAUCGCGGAUAGCGUUCUCUUGAGCGCGCGACAUGCUUCGGCAACAUUGUUGCAGGAUGAUUUUGUUUUCAGAUUGCUUCUCUGUAACUACAUUCGUAACGCAUUGGAUAAAGUCCUAUUUCUGAGUGCGGUAAACCACGUUUAUAUGGUGAUCUGUGAUCGAUUACUACGAGAUUGAUGCCUAUACGUAGACUCUAAUUAAGAAAUUAACCCAAGAAACAAUCCUUUCUCCGAAAUUCAUGCAUGCAUUCCUAAUUGUGUUUAAUGUGUCUGAAAUUAAGGUAGGGGUCAACUGCUGUAAUCUCUAUAAAUUGCAAUGUAUCCAAAAUGAAUUGUUUUGUAGUCAUAUAGGUUACAUUAGCCCAGUGCUUGUUUUUGCCAUGCAUGCGCACGUUUACAUUCAAGUUGAACUUUAAUUGGGCAUUUCCCAUAGACCGAUUACAUUUAGUGGACUCGAAAAUGUCUACCCGUUUACAGAGCUUGAUGUAUUUGCGUGAAGAGCAGAAGUGAAGAUCGGAAGGCGCAAAAUUUGAAACUUCGGUACAUAGCCUAAGUCAAUGGGUGGGCUGCGGUCGCCAAGGCACGGCGAACAAACCCCGCGAUUGUAGGUUUCAGGAAACAUAUGUACAGGAAAUUGACAGCUUUUCUCUGACGUAUUUCUUUAAGAAUGAACUUAUUUUAUGACGAUCUAGAAAAAGGGAUCACUGAUUACAAGGUAACGGCGUGCAAGUCGGCGCUGUAAGAGGCUACUGUACAAUAUUUCACGGGCGACAUGGAGGAAUGGAGACAGUGCGGACGGUGGCUGAUCGACUGCAAAGUCUUGCCCCCGAACCACCGGGUCGUGUGGCCGUCUGCGAUCGUGUUCGACCUGGCACAAGUGCUCAGAGACGGAGUGCUUUUGUGUCAGAUGCUGCACAACCUGUCGCCAGGAUCCAUAGACCUGAAGGAAAUCAACUUCAGACCGCAGAUGUCGCAGUUUCUGUGUCUGAAAAACAUCCGGACGUUUCUAAAGGUCUGUCAUGACAAGCUGGGCCUACGGAACAGUGAGCUGUUUGACCCUUUUGACCUGUUUGACGUACGGGAUUUUGGGAAGAUCAUCUCUUCCUUGUCCAGAAUCUCUCAUCAUAACAUUGCCCAGAUCAAAGGCAUCAGGCCCUUCCCCUCGGAGGACACAGUGGUGGCUGAGGAUGAUGUCUACCGGAGCCUGGAGGAACUCGCUGAAGAGCACGAUGUCGGGGAGGAUGACAUCUACGACUGCGUGCAGUGUGAGGAAGAGGGCAUCUACGAGGACAUCAUCAGCAUCGAGGUCCGACAACCCAUGAAGAUGGGCAUGACCGAGGAUGAUAAGAGGAACUGCUGCAUGCUGGAGAUCCAGGAGACAGAGGCCAGGUACUACAAGACCCUGGAGGAAAUUGAGAAGAGUUACAUGACUCCACUGAAGCAGGUCCUGAGUCCACAGGAUAUGGAAGCCAUUUUUGUUAAUCUCGAGGAGGUGAUCAAGGUGCACUUGGCUUUGCUGAAGGCCAUUGAUGUGAACAUGAUGUGUGGGGGCAAUGGCCUGGGCAGGAUCUUCCUGGACUUCAAGGAGCACCUGCUCAUCUACGGUCAGUACUGCAGUCACAUGGAAGGGGCCCAGAAGACCCUGUACACUCUCAUCAGCUCACGGGAAGACAUCAGGAUGAAGGUGGAGGAAUGCACAAUGAAGGUGCAGGAGGGGAAGUUUAAACUGCAGGACCUGCUGGUUGUGCCCAUGCAGAGGGUUCUGAAGUACCAUCUCCUGUUGAAGGAGCUGCUGAGUCACUCUGCUGACAGGCCGGAGCAGCAGCAGCUGAAGGAGGCCUUGGAGGCCAUGCAGGACUUGGCCAUGUAUAUAAACGAGGUGAAAAGGGACAAUGAAAUCUUGAAGAAAAUCAACGAAUUUCAGAACUCAAUUGAAAACUUGACUCUGCAGAACGUGAAGCUGGAGGAGUAUGGAAGACCCAAGAUGGACGGUGAGCUGAAGAUCUGCUCGAUCCUCAACCGCACCAAGCAGGACAGGUACAUAUUCCUAUUUGAUAUGGCAGUGAUCGUCUGCAAGCGGAAAGGCUACAACUAUGAGCUGAAGGAGAUUAUUGAGCUCCAGGCCUAUAAGAUGACAGAUGACCCCAUGAGCAACAGAGACAUGAAGAAGUCUAGUGGAAAAAUGUGGUCCUAUAGUUUUUACCUGAUCCAGCUGCAGGGGAAGCAGGGGUUCCAGUUCUUCUCCAAGACGGAGGAGAUGAAGAGGAAGUGGAUGGAACAGUUUGAAAUGGCCAUGUCAAAUGUAAAGCCCAAUAGAGCCACUGCCAACCAGCACAGCUUCCAGAUGCACACGUUCGAGAAGAACACAAGCUGCAGGGCCUGCAGGAUGCUGCUGAGAGGCAUCUUCUAUCAGGGGUACUACUGCCCCAAGUGUGGGACCAGCGCCCACAAGGAGUGCCUGGAGGUCGUGUCCAUCUGCAAAAUAAGUCCCCAUGAUUCCGAGUGCGGACCAAAAACAUCGGGUCCAAAGAUGGUGGCGCUCCAGAACUAUCACGGCAGCCCCGCCCCUCCAGCGACGCCAGCGCUCACCUUCCACACCGGUGACAUCAUCGAGCUGCUGAAGGGGGACCCUGACACCAUGUGGUGGGAGGGGAAGCUGUUCCAGUGCCAGAAGACUGGCUUCUUCCCCAGCUCCUGCGUCAAGCCCUGUUUGGACCCAAAGCCCUCACCCAGUCGUCAGUCAUCCAGGGAGAUGGACUACCAUGCAUAUCUAUGGUUUGGGGGGAACAUGGACCGGCAGCAGGCUGAUAACCUGCUCAAGUCCCACUGCAGCGGGACGUACCUGAUCCGGGAGAGGACCGCAGAGGCGGAGAGAUUCGCCAUCAGCAUCAAGUUUAAUGACGAGGUGAAGCACAUCAAAGUGGUAGAGAAGGACAACUGGAUCCACAUCACCGAGGCCAAGAAGUUUGAGAGCCUUUUGGAGCUGGUUGAGUACUACCAGACCCACUCUUUAAAGGAGAGCUUCAAGCUGCUGGACACCACGUUACGGCACCCCUACAAAUCCCAGGAGCAGUCGAACUCCCGCUCCAAUACGCGCUCUCCCGCCUCCAGCACCGCCUACAGCUUCUCCUUCCUCACUCCGCAGGGCUACUCCUCACAAGGCUCCAGCCCUUUCUGGUCAGUGUUCGCCCCGCGGGCGGUCGGCACGGCGAUCGCCAGGUACAAUUUUGCGGCGCGCGACCUGCGGGAGCUGUCCCUCAGAGAGGGCGACGUUGUCAAGAUCUACAGCAAGAUUGGCGGCGACCAGGGCUGGUGGAAGGGCGAGGCCAAUGGCAGGGUCGGCUGGUUCCCCUCGACAUAUGUGGACGAAGAAGGAGUGCAGUGAUUGGUGGGAAAGAAAUUGCGCGCUCCCACCAUCAGAAGACCAUCCUUUCACUGCCCUUCGAGAGGACUGCUUGGUUUCUAUGGAAACUCUUUGUAGAAUAUUUUUUAUGAAACUUUGCUUCAGCCAAUAUCAGACUGAAAAGAUGAAUGUUUUCUUUGGUGGUGAAUAUGAAUUUGCUUCCUCUCUUUCUUUUUUGUUUGUCUUCAAAGGUGUUUUAAAUGAGCACAUAACUGUGCACUUCAGACUGUAAUCCCCGUUUGGGAGUGAAGGAAGGAUGAGUCAGCUUUCAUUCUGGCUAAUUGACGCGGCAUGGGGCAGUUGAUAAAAUGUAGAGCUUAUUUAUUUUUGAAAUGGACCAAGAAUCGAAAAUACCAUUGCAAUUAGCAUGGAAUGAAAAUUUUUUUUUGCAUUGUAUGCCGAGAAGGCUGGGUUUUGAUUCGCAUACACAAAACGCAUACACAUGUGACACACAAACAGAUACACAUAUGUGGAUAUUCUCUCACACACACACAGACAUGGUGCCUUGGACGUGUUGUCCACGAUCCCACAUUUGCACAUUUAGUUAUGCGACUAUUUGUGAGAGGUUCUGCAGAACCAUGGGGAGCAGCAGGGAAAAGCCAUCAGCCCUGCAUCUGUCUGUGUGUGUGUGCGUGCAGCAGGGGUGCCACCUGGGACCUUGGGGCCCCACCACACCAGAACAUUUUCUAAUAUUUUUUGAGAGCCCCCGUCACUCAGGGCACUUGGAAUCACCCCCCCCCCCCCCCCCAUAUGGUACCCCUGAAUUCUACAGCUGAGGGACAGUAUCUUCACUUUGCUUUUCAGCCUGGGGGAGCAGGUCUUAGAUUGCUUUUCAGCCUGGGUGAGCAGGUCUUGCCAGUCAUGACCAAAAUUACAUUCAACCACAUAGCUGUGGGGGGGCGGGGGGGUGACUUGUUGAGGAUCUACGACUACCUUAGCUACUGUUAACACCAUGGCACUAACCCAGUUAUCAUUAGCACAGCCCAACAUGAACACCAAUAACACAGCACCGUAAGUACAACUUUGUGAAUGCUGCUGCUGUUAACGUAGUGCCGUCAGCACAGCUCUCAUUAACACAGCCUGGCUGAGCCUCGCUAACACAGGUGCCGGGAACGCCGUUCGUUUCCUGCAGAAUUCACAACAACCACACGGAUCUUCAGGAAUGUCUCAGAACAUGCACUCUGCUCAUGCCACUGGAAAGCGCCAUUUCCCUCUGGUGUAUACAUGCAGACAUACCUCCACAUCGUCAUUCCUUACUAUUCCCACAACAUAAC
This is a messenger RNA of Conger conger (European conger), 4795 nucleotides long. Its product is annotated as guanine nucleotide exchange factor VAV2-like. Gene Ontology annotation, cellular component: cytoplasm. Gene Ontology annotation, molecular function: protein binding; guanyl-nucleotide exchange factor activity. The record is from RefSeq and is a predicted model, not a curated record. Gene Ontology annotation, biological process: regulation of GTPase activity; intracellular signal transduction; cell migration. The transcript is spliced from 29 exons. The coding region runs from base 891 to 3503 and encodes 870 amino acids. Lineage: Eukaryota; Metazoa; Chordata; Actinopteri; Anguilliformes; Congridae.